CUAAUAAUAAAGUAAUCAAUCGCUCUCCAAAUUCGCGGGAAGGCCAUGGCUGUUGGUCAGUGCAGCUCUCUUCUCUGGUCGUGCAGACCAUGCACGCCGAGAAUACCCUUAUCCCCUGUCGCGCCCUCUCCCAUUCUCUCGACUCCUAGCCCCACUCCCAUUCGCGCAAGUUCCAAACAAUUGAGGCUUUCAACGUCCAGGAUUGGUAGGGUUGUUGCUGCUGUGGUUUCUGAGAAAAACGCAAUUCAGUCGAGUUUCGCCGGCACUGAUGGGUUCAAACUCACUUACUUGGAGGGGAAUAGCUGGUUGUGGGAUGUGGGUGGGUUGAAAAUAUUGGUCGAUCCAAUCUUGGUGGGUAAUUUGGAUUUUGGGAUCCCCUGGCUUUAUGAUGCUGCCAAGAAGUUUUUGAAGAAUUUCCAGCUAAGUGAUCUUCCAGAAGUUGAUUGUUUACUAAUCACACAAAGCCUCGAUGACCACUGCCAUUUGAAGACUUUAAAGCCACUCUCUGAAAAGUACCUGAAUCUUAGAGUAAUAGCUACACCCAAUGCUCAGACAUUGUUGGAUCCCCUUUUCAGCAAUGUCACAUAUAUGGAACCUGGUCAGAGCUCCGUAAUUGAAGCAAGAAGUGGUUCUACAGUCAAAGUUCAGGCCACUGCAGGGCCUGUUCUUGGUCCUCCUUGGCAGCGCCCUGAAAAUGGAUAUCUUGUCAGUUCUCCACAAGGGAAAUUUACUCUUUACUAUGAACCCCAUUGUGUAUACAACAAGAGUUCAGUGGAGAAGGAAAGGGCUGACAUUGUCAUCACGCCGGUCAUAAAGCAGCUUCUGCCUAAAUUUACUUUGGUGUCUGGACAAGAAGAUGCAGUUGAACUUGCAAAGCUGCUGCAUGCCAAGUUCAUUGUCCCGAUGACAAACGGAGACUUGGAUAGCAAAGGGCUUCUUGCUAGUUUAGUUCAGGCUGAAGGAACAAUAGAAUCAUUCAAGGAACUUUUGUCCAAGGAAUUACCAGAUGCGCAGGUACUGCAGCCUACUCCUGGUGUACCUCUAGAGAUCCCGCCACUCCCAUAAUUUGUUUUUGCAGAUACACAGAAACUGUAUCUCCUUAAAAAUAUGUAAUCUUUAUCAAAUCAAAUUUGUAAUUUGCCAAAUGGAAGUUCAUUGAAAGGCAAGGCCCAAUGGGCUUGGUCUCGCUACAUACUUUUUAAAGAAAAAGAAAGCCCACUGCCGGUACAGUUAGAGGCGCAAAACAUUUGUAAUUUAUAGAAUGAGUGCAAGUGAUGCGGGUAAGUAUGUGGAA
This is a messenger RNA of Prunus persica (peach), 1294 nucleotides long. RefSeq lists its product as uncharacterized. The coding region runs from base 46 to 1065 and encodes 339 amino acids. The record is from RefSeq and is a predicted model, not a curated record. The transcript is spliced from 8 exons. Lineage: Eukaryota; Viridiplantae; Streptophyta; Magnoliopsida; Rosales; Rosaceae.